Tyto alba (common barn owl) is the source of this 741-nucleotide messenger RNA. RefSeq names its product neurophysin 1-like. The transcript has 3 exons. Bases 167 to 601 code for a protein of 144 amino acids. NCBI's taxonomy places the organism in Eukaryota, Metazoa, Chordata, Aves, Strigiformes, Tytonidae. Gene Ontology annotation, molecular function: neurohypophyseal hormone activity. The record is from RefSeq and is a predicted model, not a curated record. Gene Ontology annotation, cellular component: extracellular region; secretory granule.
ACCGAGGAGGAAAAAAAACCAAGCCCUUGGCCUUGACCUCACGUCCUCGACCCCGCCGGCUAUUAGCAGAGCCCUCCGGUGUGGAAAGCAAUGCCUUGUGGUUUUUAAGGGAAAAAAGGGGUGACGCCGGUGCCGGCACGCGUCAGGAGGAGCCGGCGUUAUAUAUAUGUACACGCGCGACCGCUCGGCCGGGCUGAGACGCCGGGAAGCUCGCCGCCCCGCAGCCAUGCCCUGCAAGGCGCUCGCCCUCUGCCUCCUGGGGCUCCUGGCUCUUUCCUCCGCUUGCUACAUCCAAAACUGCCCCAUCGGGGGCAAACGGGCCGUCCUGGAUGUGGAGAUCAGGAAGUGCCUGCCCUGCGGUCCCAGGGACAAAGGCCGCUGCUUCGGUCCCAACAUCUGCUGCGGGGAGGAGCUGGGCUGUUACCUGGGCACCUCGGAAGCGCUGCGGUGCCAGGAGGAGAACUUCUUGCCGACGCCCUGCGAGCCGGGGCGCAAACCCUGCGGGGGCAGCGGCGGGAGCUGCGCGGCCCCCGGGCUCUGCUGCGGCAGCGAGGGCUGCGUGGUCGACUCGUCCUGCGACCCAGAAAUGUUGUUUGCCUAGGAGAGAAAAACCUCCAGGAUCCCUUCGCUGCCGGGCUGGGAACAGAUGAGCCACGGGGCCGCGACUCAGAUUUAAGUGAUGCUCUUAACUAGAAAUAAAACUUGUACAGGAAAAAAAAAAAAUAAUAAUAAUAAUAAUAA